GCGGCGGGGUUCGGGCUGCCUGUCCCCGGGAAGGGGGCGAGUUGACAGAUGUGCGUGAGGAGGUCCCUGGUCGGCCUCACCUUUUGUACCUGCUACCUGGCUUCGUACCUCACGAACAAGUAUGUCCUGUCUGUCUUGAAAUUUACCUACCCUACGUUAUUCCAAGGGUGGCAGACAUUCAUUGGGGGACUUCUGCUUCAUGUGUUAUGGAAGCUGGGCUGGGUGGAGAUCAACAGCAGUCUCAGAUCUAAUGUUUUGACGUGGCUUCCUGCUUCGGUGCUGUUUGUGGGUAUAAUCUAUGCUGGAUCCAGAGCCUUGUCCAGACUGGCCAUUCCUGUGUUUCUCACUUUGCAUAAUGUAGCUGAAGUUAUCAUCUGUGGGUACCAGAAGUGUUUUCGGAAAGAGAAAACAUCUCCUGCAAAGAUCUGUAGUGCCCUCUUCCUCCUGGCUGCCGCGGGGUGCCUUCCCUUCAAUGACUCCCAGUUUGAUCCAGAUGGAUAUUUUUGGGCUGUAAUUCACUUACUCUGUGUAGGGGCUUAUAAAAUACUACAGAAGUCCCAGAAACCCAGCGCAUUAAGUGACAUUGACCAGCAGUACUUAAACUAUAUAUUCAGUGUGGUGCUCCUGGCGUUUGCAUCUCAUCCCACAGGUGAUCUCUUCAGCGUCCUGGACUUCCCGUUCCUGUAUUUCUACAGAUUCCAUGGCAGCUGCUGUGCCAGUGGAUUUUUAGGAUUCUUUCUCAUGUUCAGUACAGUGAAGCUAAAAAGCCUUCUGGCGCCAGGACAGUGUGCAGCCUGGAUUUUCUUUGCUAAGAGUGAAGAGGUUGAUGAAACCUGUUCCCAAAAAGCAACUAGAAAGUUGGAAAAAGACUGUCAGAACAUCCCUUUCAGCUCUCUAACAAUUGACCAAAGGCAUACAACAAACUAAGAAGCAUUUGUUUCUGAAAACUACUGAACUUCGGGUAGGAACAGGAUGAAUUUGUGGCAUUUGUGUCUGUCAUCACUCCCAUCCUCCUGCUCGGCGCUGUCAGUGUGAUCGCUCAACCAGAGUAGGGCAGGCUGUGAAAACCACAAACUUUGCAGCUGCUUCCAGGAGGGGCUGACUCUCUUUGGAGGAUUGUCUGUUAAAAUGGCCAACUCAGUGGCAAAUGAACAGGAAAGGCCAGUAGCUGCACUAGCUUGAAUUUAUAGUCCUCUUUGGAGGAAGCAAUGGACCAGUGAUCUAGCUGGGCACUUCCUAGGUAGUUCUGGGAGGUGAGGCAGCCAUCAGGGGCUUGAUAGCUCUCCAUAGAUCCUAGAUUGCUGCUAGUCUGUGUGUGUGUGAGCAGCAGACAGGAAGCUGGCUCACAAUACCCAUACAGCCCUGGCCAGCAGAGCCUGUGUGCACACACAGAGGACGUGACAGAGCCAGCAGAAAGUAAAAGCUGGGGCAGACAUAAAAACAGCCUGAGGUUUGCAUGUGUUCCCCAGCCCACACACAGAGUCAGGAGCAGAGAGAAGAAGGUUCUUUGGCUCAAGCUACUGGAGCAAAACCUCUAACUCGUCUUUGCCAGAACACUAAGCUAUGCAGACAUGGGGAUAACCCCUAGAAGCCACAUUUAAAAAUAAAAACAAGAAAAAAAGUUGAGUAAGAAAUCAGCAGUUGUACCUUUUAUAGGACAGACUUAGUCCAGGAGUAUUACUGAAUAAGCAAAACAACAAUAAUGACUAUCCAGAAUUCAGAAUUGCUGCCAUAUAUUAUCUAAAAGUUUCAGUAUUCAACAAAAAAAAUUAGAGAUAUUCAGAGAAGCAAAAUGUGCAGGAAAAAAGCAGUUGAUAGGAACUGUCUCUGAGUGUCUGUCCUCAGAUAUAGGAUUCAGCUGAAAAAGACUACAAAGCAGCUAUUUAAAUAUGUUCAGAGAUCAGAAGGAAACUGUGUUUAAAGAAUUAGAGACUCAGUAAAUGCUGAAUCUCAAUAGAGAGAUAAAAUAAAAACAAAACAAAUGGAAAUUCUAGAGUUGAAAAAUACAAUAACUGAAAUGAUAAUUCUCUAGAAAGACUCAACAUUUGAAAUAGCAGAAGAAAGAAUAAGUGAACUAGAAGACAGAGCAAAUGAAAUUAUUCUAUCUAAAGAAAAGAUUUUUUAAACAUUGAAGUAUUAUAAACAGAGCCUCAGAUCUGUGUGACAUCAAGUACAUCAACAUAUGUGUAAAAAGAAAAAAUUGAAAAAAUAUCUGAAGAAAUGAUGGAUCAAAGCUGCCCUAAUUUGAUAAAAACAUUAAUUUAUAGACCCAAGAAAUUCAGUGAGCCCCAAGUAGGAUAAACAAAGAGAGAGCUAUACCUAGAUGCAUUAUAAUCAGACUUUUGAAAGACAAGAAAAUCUUGAAAGCAACAAGAGGAAAAUGAUUCAACACAAAUGGGAAAAAAAAAAUACAAUUAAUGGUUGACUUAUCGGUAACAAUGGGACCACUAGGCGUGGUGGCUCACACCUAUAAUCCCAGCAACUCAAGAGGCUUUGGCGGGAGGAUUGCUUGAAGC
This is a messenger RNA of Microcebus murinus (gray mouse lemur), 2516 nucleotides long. The record is from RefSeq and is a predicted model, not a curated record. Lineage: Eukaryota; Metazoa; Chordata; Mammalia; Primates; Cheirogaleidae.